CACAUGCACGCUGCGAGCGGGUUCACCAGCCCCAACCAAUGCAAGAAAGAAUGUUCAAGUCAUCCCGCUUGCAUGCCUUCACUCGAUGGUUGUUUUUGUUACCGGGACUCGUGGAAGCUAAUUCGAUGAACCGCUUUCACUCUCUCAGUGCACCUCGGUUGGCCUUCGUGGUAUAAGAAGAGACUGUCGCUCCUCCAUAUAGCCUAUCCUUGGCCAAGAGUUCAGUCGUACCCAGUGCUCGUCCUUGCUGUGUGCUGGCCAUGAUUCCGGAAGCAUUGACUCGACCUCCGUCGUCAUUCGGGACGUCGUUUCCCCUUUUAGUGUUUACGGUGUCUGUGUUGUUUCUUCUGAGAAAAUUGAUACCCGUGAUUUGGAGAUGGUUGGUCGUCUGGAAGGCCUUGCGACCCGUGCCUGGUCCGUGGGAUACCGUGCCCUUCUGGUACUUCGCGAAGGAACUUUGGUCCCGUUGGAAGGGCACCUAUAAUAGGGACAUAUUUGUUGAAAUAUUCGACAUCAUGCGUGCCACGGCUGAGAUGUACAAGGACCGUAACUUCAAGGUCUACGUUGGUCUCCUCCCGGUCGUGGUCCUCCAAACGCCCGACGCAGUCGAGACUUUGGUUGUCGACCAUCCCAAAAAACCUUACUUGUAUAACUUCUUCAGCGAUGUCUUUGGACCGAUGAAUCUCGUAUCUGUGAAUGGAGAACUUUGGAGGUACAAGAGAAAGAUGCUGACUCCGGCUUUCCACUUCAAGAUCUUAGAAAGAUUCGUGAAGGCCUUCAACGAGCAGGGGAAUGUGCUGUGCAGUAUCGUAGAGCAGAUGGCUGAUAGUGAUCAGCUGGUUCCAAUUCAGAAGCUAGCUACGCGGUGCGCCAUCGACGUGAUAGCUGAGACUGCCAUGGGAGUGCGCUUAGGUGUGCAAGCAAGAGAGGACAACGCUUACGCAAACGCCAUUAUACGGUUGACGUGCGGAAUAGCAGGUCGGGUAUUCCGACCCUGGCUCUGGCCGGGCGCCGUCUUCUUUAGCACUAAAGAUGGCUGCCAGUUUCAGGAAGACAUCGAUAUCCUUGCGAAGACAGGCAGAGCGGUUCUCAAAGAACGCUGGGAAGGUUUUAAACCUUCGAAGGACACCGUGAAGACAGACUAUUCGGAUGAAACGUCAAAGUGUCGAAUGGCGCUUCUGGACAUUCUUCUGGACAGACAUACCAAGGACAAGGCGUUUUCUCUGGAGCAAAUAAGACAGGACGUGGAUUCAUUCAUAGCAGUAGGCCACGAGACGACGGCCCUCACCUUAAGCUGGCUAGUUUAUUUGCUUUCGCUGCACCCAGAAGCGCAGAAAAAGCUACAGGAGGAACUGGAUGCUCUGUACUACGACAGGAAUGACGAGGACGUCACUUGGGAGGAUCUCUCGCAACUUAAAUACAUGGACUGUUGCAUAAAGGAAACGAUCCGCCUGUAUCCUCCUAUCCCUUUGUUACUUCGUGUGCUAGAGAAUGACGUAAAUAUAGAUGGUCACGUGAUACCUCGUGGAGUAACGUGCAUGGUGAACCUGUUCACGUACCAUCGAAACGAGAAGCACUUCUCUUCGCCUCAAGAGUUCAUGCCGGAGAGAUUUUUGACCAAGGAACACAGCGCCAGGAAUCCCUACAGUUACAUCCCUUUUUCGGCCGGACCGAGGAACUGCCUCGGUCAACGCUACGCAAUAACGGAACUGAAGGUCCUCACCGCGAAAUUGUUUCGCAAACUCAGUUUCACCCCUCAUACUACACCGGACAAGGUACAGCUGACGUACGAGAUUACGUUGAGGACUCGUCACAGGAUCAUGCUCAAGGCCUCAAGGCGGGAGGGAGACCAAGUUUCCAAAGGACCAAGGCGUCUCACGACAAGGACAUUGAGUCGGUUCUGUCGUGUCGUGUUUGUGUCCCGUGCUGGGGCUCUGUCCACGUCCCCAACUCCACAGAUUCAAGGAGAUGCGACCUUCCUCACAAGGACAUUGCGUACGGUCGGUCCACUUGCGGCCCGCGUCUGGUGCAAGGAACAGGUGUGUCUCCAAGGGUUAAAUCGUGCCGUAAAGCAUUCUAACAUGCGGUUCACCUGACUCAAAAAUCGUACGACCGACAUAGGAAGUUCCGCAACGGACAACGCUGCUAAUAGGUCAUCUACGUCAUCAACGGUUGAACUGUGCUAACUGAUCUCACUUAGAAAUAUCCAUCUACUCAUGGCCUUCGUGUGCGCGCGUGUAUGUGACUCAAAUCGUUGUGAUUGUGCGAUUAGACUGUGUGAUAUGUAUUGUGCUCUACGGAGCCUCGCAGCCAUAGGCCUUGCUGGAAGCAAGGCUAAGCUUAAAAUGACAAGUGUUAUUUAUACGUUUGUAAACGCUAUUUAUCUAUGUUGUAAUUUAAGGGCUCCUAUAUACAUUCGAUACUAACCAAUGAUGAACCAACAUUGGCAGGAUCUUGAGAAUAUUGGGCCAAUACGUCCUAUCGUGAGCCAAUAUUGGCAGACUCUUGGAAAUAUUGCCGAUUAUGCCCAAUGAUGAGCCAAUAUUAGAUGAACCUUGGGAAUAUUGGGACUAUGUUCCCAAUGACGGGCUAAAUCUUAGGUAUACUGGACCAAUGUGGGACCGGUAUUCCCAAUCCACAGCCAAUAUUGGGCCAAGAUUCUGUGCUGCUUGGGUCACUGCUGUCAGCUUUGUCGUAGCAAUAAAGAUUGAUCGGUUUAUUUAAA
Molecule: messenger RNA, 2725 nt
Organism: Ornithodoros turicata
Lineage: Eukaryota; Metazoa; Arthropoda; Arachnida; Ixodida; Argasidae
Product: cytochrome P450 4V2-like
Exons: 12
Coding region: 261-2096 (611 amino acids)
Molecular function (GO): oxidoreductase activity, acting on paired donors, with incorporation or reduction of molecular oxygen; heme binding; iron ion binding
Source: RefSeq, a predicted model, not a curated record